ACCCCUUCGCGGUCGGCACCCCCCACCACCCCCGUCCGCCGUCUCCUCGUCCGCAGCCCGUUCGGUGAUAUGCCGCCGCCGGCGCCGCUCUUCCUCUCGCUCCCCUCGCCGCCACCGCCCCCGCUGCUGCCCGCCCAUCACCCCAGGUCCCCGCAGUCCGUGUCCCUAUCCGUAGCCCCGCCUCUCGCCUCCUCCCGGAGGCCCGCCCUCCCCACGUGCCCCGUCGCCUCCCCGCGCCACUCCGACUACUUCGACCCGCGGGCCCCACCGCCGCCGCGCGGGGACGGCGGGUACGGGCGCCCGCCCAACGGCGCGCACGAGGGGAGGGUGUUCACCAGCUACAGCAUCUACAAGGGCAAGGCCGCGCUGGCCUUCGACCCCAGGCCGCCGCAGUUCGUGCCGCUCGAUUCUGGGGCGUACAAGGUGGCCAAGGAGGGGUUCGUGCUGCUGCAGUUCGCGCCCGCCGUGGCCACGCGUCAGUAUGACUGGACGCGCAAGCAGGUGUUCUCAUUAUCUGUGUGGGAGAUAGGAACCCUGCUUACUCUUGGUCCAACGGAUUCAUGCGAGUUCUUUCAUGACCCUUUCAAGGGGAGGAGUGAAGAAGGCAAAGUGCGUAAGGUUCUUAAGGUUGAGCCAACACCAGAUGGCAAUGGUCGCUUUUUCAACCUCAGUGUCCAGAAUCGUCUUGUCAACGUCGAUGAGAGCAUUUACAUCCCUAUAACCAAGGGAGAGUUUGCGGUCAUUGUAUCAACUUUCAACUACAUCAUACCGCACCUAAUGGGCUGGAGCACAUUUACAAGUUCUAUCAAACCUGAGGAAUCACGGCCAUACAGCAGGCCACAGUCGGCGCCUGAGUAUGAGUGGCGGAGGUGACCGACGGUGCACAUGAGGGGAGAUGGCUACAGCUUGAAGGAUGAAAUUGUUGCAUAAUUCGGUAGGAUGAUCUGUGAUGAAUGCCUUUUGGGGCUUUACUCCCUUUGUUUCCUUUCUAGUUUGGACUUGGUAGCACUCCAGCUAUUUGGAAUUUCUCAGCUGUCCAGGGUUCCACGGGGCGUGGCAUGGUGAGGGCAUGUUUUGGGGGGGACAAAGCUCAGUUUUCUGACUACAAGGCGGCAGCAGCAGCAGUGGGUUUCCAUGGCUGAAGUUCAUAUGCCUGCACGGCGACAAAGGUGAUAAGGCCUUGUGUCAAUCUGCCCAUAACCCACAGUUUAGUGGUAUGAACUGAGAAAUGAUUUGUACGGCCAGAGAAGGAAUGGCCUUUCGAGUCUUGAAAUAGACUCACCUGAGGUUAUUGUAAAUGUAGUCUUUGCUGCAAUCUACUGCCUUGUUCUUCCCCCAUGGAUGUUUUCCUACUGAAAUUGUGCUGUGCACUUCCAAUCCAAAAUUUCCAUCCUGCUGGG
Molecule: messenger RNA, 1400 nt
Organism: Panicum virgatum (switchgrass)
Lineage: Eukaryota; Viridiplantae; Streptophyta; Magnoliopsida; Poales; Poaceae
Product: single-stranded DNA-binding protein WHY1, chloroplastic-like
Exons: 6
Coding region: 70-873 (267 amino acids)
Biological process (GO): defense response; regulation of DNA-templated transcription
Molecular function (GO): single-stranded DNA binding
Source: RefSeq, a predicted model, not a curated record